AAAGAAUCUGGUGUACACGGUCACAACCUUGCAUGCUACGGUUCAACGUUCGAAGUCAGUCAAUCCGAAAUCGCGACUUCAACUUGAAUCCAUCUAUAAUAUUACUAUUUGCAACUAGCCUCAUUGUCAACAACGUUUCAGCUGAAUCGCACACCUUCUAUCUUGAGCGACUCGGAGCUUUCCAAUCGUGUUUCUUUGGAUGAUCUCUUUGGAUGAUCAGUCUGAUCCAGCUCAAGUUGGCCUGCAAUAACUUGGUCCCCACUACAUUUUUCACAUCGUCCUCGUCCCAAUUUUUUGAACUCACAUUUACUAGGAACUAGUACGUCUUGCACGUAUUUUGUGUGCCUAGGGAUGUCGAGGGGUAUCGCACGGGCUUAUUACCGCGAGGUACAAGAGGAGAUUUUAGUAGACGACGAGUGGGAAUUCGCAGAAGAGGCUAAUUCUGCACUCGUUCCUGUUAUUCCACUACCAGUGGAAAGGAGUGCUUCAUGCGACUCGAUCUCAUCAACACAAUCAUCUGUCUAUUCCGGUCUGGAAGACCUGAGUGAUAUGAUGUGCAAUAUGCCAGAAGAGGUCUUGAAUGGCACUGCGAACAAUAUUGCCACUGUUGACUCCAGUUCUGCCCAACCGCUUUCAGCUAUGUCUGUUGGCUCGUCGGAUUCAGCGGAUUCGGCUUCACCUUCGAGCAGUUGGUCCUCUGUCCUAGGUAAACGGAAAAAAGAGGAGCCUCCUGACAAUUCCUUGUCUUCACGUACUAAGAGUGCGAGAAUCGGCGAUGCAGAAAUUAAAAUCCAUACAAUCGCUCACGAUCGAAACCUACAAGCUUAUUUUGACAGUAAAAACAUAUCCUUUGGGGUACAGUGGCUGAUUGCCAAAAUGGUCAGUUACGAUGUUCUUGCAUACGAGGACAUCCAUAUCCCCGACUUGGAUAAGCUCCGUGGCACAAACCAAGAAGCUACCCCACGCGUGGCUCAGGUGUUUGCAGCAUGCCAUAACUCAAUGGGCGAAGAAGAAGGAUUCUUCGUGAAGGAAAAGGCAGUUCUGUCGCCUUGGAAAGAGCUUGACCGAGAGCACGAACUUGCUCUUGCAAUGGGUGAUAGUUUUGACGGGUUCCAGCGACAGGCAGAUGGUUGGUAUGGAGGGAAAGUGCAUUUUGGUGCAACUUUGAGGGCUAUCGAUAAGAAGACUACAACGCCUGAAUAUCGCAUUCAACUCAGUCCGCCAGAGCUUGGGUCCUCGUCGAGACUAACCCGACAGUAUGGUUCAAAAAAUUUCCUACGCGUGAAGGUGCCGAGGAAUAUUCUAAACAAGCCUCAGCAUGGCCUUGUGGAGUUUUUUUCGCAACACUUUCUCCUCUGUGGUCUGAUUUAUCGGGCAUUUUAUGCAAGAGAUGGAAGUGUUUUUCUCGUGGCAACUAAUUCUUCGACGGGAUGUGGUCGAAUUCCUUCUCAUGCUCACCCUUCACCGCCGUCUCUGGAGGAUUAUCUCGACUGGCAUAACCCUAUAUAUUAUAAUACAGCUCAGACUGUGGCAAAAUGGUCCUCGCGGUUUGCAUUGGGACUUUCGAACUCUGUCCCAGGUAUUACCAUCAAUCGGGAAAAUAUCAUAUGUUUGAAAGAAGAAAUGAAAACUGACUUCUGCGCCGAAGACCCGGGGGGUCCAGACAUGACAGAUGGCUGCGGGUAUAUUAACAAAAUUGCCUUGAAGGCGUUACGCGAGCUCUUGCAAUGGGACACAACACCGACGGCAAUACAAUGUAGAAUCGCUGGCGCCAAGGGACUCCUACUCCUGCAUCCUGAUUCAUGGGAAAAUUGUUCCGACGUCCCUCGAGUUUGGUUGCGCGAAUCGCAAAUCAAAGUCAAGUAUCCUCAAACUCAAAAACUAUCACCUAGUCACUUAACAAUUGAUGUGCUACGGUCGUCUCAUAUGCGUUCUCCCUCCCGCCUUGCUGCAGAGACCAUAGUGAAUCUUGCUGAAAAUGGUGUUCCCCACUCAGUAUUUAUUGAUCUGAUGAAGGAAGGUUUGGAUGCUAUCGUCAACAGUUUGCUUGACUGGGAUGGUCCAGAUGCCAUGUAUCGUCUAUGGCAUAGUGUUGCCAGAGCCGGCGCCGUGGUUGGAUCCAGAUUAGCUCGUGAAUCUGGUGGAGAGGCUCGAUCAAGAGGUUUCGCCGUCAAAGACGACGACAUUGAAGAUGAUGACGAAGACGAUCUGAAUGCGGUCAUCGAAAUUCCUCGCUCAGUCGCUUGGUGGGGUGACGAGAUCUCAGGUUGCCCUUCUUCUCUUGAAGAAACGGUAAUGGUCAUGCUUGACUCUGGUUUCACCCCUCGCGAUUGCCCAGUCCUCGCUGACAAGCUUCGCCAUGUUCUUAAGACGAUGGUCGACAACUUUGUGCAACGAUAUAGAAUCGAGGUGCCCAUGUCUUGCAUGGGAUGGAUUGUGCCAGACCCUUCUGGAACAUUGGCUCCUGACGAAGUGCAAAUUCUCUCGAAGGAUUCGAAAUUCCUCUGUCCUGAUGGAACAGAGUCAAAUGUUGUAUUGGGUGAUGUUCUGCUCGCACGGCAUCCUUGUAAACUGCCGACAGAUACUCAGAAGGUCAGAGCUGUCGAAAAACCGGAGCUCAGGCGCUACACAGACGUGAUAGUGUGCUCUGUGCAGGGAACUCGCCGCUUUGCAGAUCUUCUUGCUGGAGGCGAUUACGAUGGGGACAAGGCAAUUGCUGUUUGGCAGCCGUCCAUAGUGUCGCACUUCAACAAUGCCGACCUCAAAUAUUCUCAUCCGCCUGAUAAUCUCUUCGAGAAUUUCCAUAAGAACACCCUACGAGUCGAUGAUUUUUUGGAACAACACCAAGGAAGCGAAUUCGACGAUCUCAUACCUCGCCUGCAGUCAUUUUUGUUAGGAGGUUUGCGUGACAUAUCGUCAGUCGGAAAGUACUCGAACCUACACGACGUGGCGGUGUACACCCUUGGAUAUGCGCAUAGUGAAACCAUUCGCUUGGCUUACAUGUUUUGCAAUAUUCUCGAUGGAGCGAAGAGUGGAUUAACUGUUUUACCGGAGGUCAUAAAGAGCGAUACAAAGCUCUACCACAAGCGCUCUCCAGAGUGGAAAGAGUGUGGAGAGGAGAAACCGGAAACCAACGACAUCAACGCUCAGCGUCCCAAAGGCAUGACAGAAUUUGUUAUGGAUGCGAUUAUGAGCCAUGCUCGGAAAUACCGGGACCUGAAACUGCAACAGGUCGAUAGCGCUUUUUCCAAACACCACGGUCACAGAGAUUCCUCUCUCGAGAAGCCAUGGCAGGAUGCCGAGUCAAGGGUCCAGCGUGUGAAGUACAGCAAUGAGUAUGCUGCUUUGACACUGGAAAUGGAACUCUCCAAGAUACGCGAACACGUCGAAAAGAUGCGUGAAGAGCACAAGAAGAGUAUCCGUCGUAGUUUCUCUGGCCUUAAAAUUGAACGGCGGCAAGAUAUUCUUCGCUCCCUCGCUCGUGAUUUCACUGCUGCCCCGGACCUUUCAUCUUUUCUUUUCUUCUCAUCGGAGGAGGUGGCAAGGCUCAAAGCUUCCUACGCAUAUAUUCACGAAUGCCCAAACACCGCUGGUCAAUUUCCCUGGGAUGUUGCUAUGCGAGAGCUUGGGAUGAUCAAGGCGAGGAGCCUUGGUCCAUCAAAAACAGUCGCACUCGGUUUCUAUGAGAGCACUCGGGGUGAUCGCGCGGUUAUUAGUACAAGUCAAUCGUUCAAGUGA
This is a messenger RNA of Suillus subalutaceus, 3738 nucleotides long. Its product is annotated as RNA dependent RNA polymerase-domain-containing protein. The record is from RefSeq and is a predicted model, not a curated record. Lineage: Eukaryota; Fungi; Basidiomycota; Agaricomycetes; Boletales; Suillaceae. Gene Ontology annotation, molecular function: RNA-directed RNA polymerase activity. The transcript has 15 exons. Gene Ontology annotation, biological process: siRNA processing. Gene Ontology annotation, cellular component: nuclear RNA-directed RNA polymerase complex. Bases 352 to 3738 code for a protein of 1128 amino acids.